This is a messenger RNA of Phalaenopsis equestris, 1921 nucleotides long. Its product is annotated as GDP-mannose transporter GONST1. Gene Ontology annotation, molecular function: antiporter activity; GDP-mannose transmembrane transporter activity. The record is from RefSeq and is a predicted model, not a curated record. NCBI's taxonomy places the organism in Eukaryota, Viridiplantae, Streptophyta, Magnoliopsida, Asparagales, Orchidaceae. Bases 401 to 1609 code for a protein of 402 amino acids. The transcript is spliced from 10 exons. Gene Ontology annotation, cellular component: Golgi apparatus.
CCUUUGACCUUAUUUGCUUCCUUUGUGCUCCAUCUAUGAUGCAGAACGUGCUGCAGGCCAGAACGCUCUUGCACCUUAACGCCGCUACGGCAACGUUCUCCUUUGCCCAAAAGUUUAACUUCGAAGUUCUCAGUUUAGUCCAAACACGACUCCCGGCGACCUUCUGGCACGUAAGCAUCAGUUCCCCGCCUCCCUCCUGAUGCUCCGCUCCACACAUUGGAGCUUAGAAAAGGAGUGACUUUUUUGAGAAGACCGUUUAUAUACCGGUUUAUUUAAAUAGAGAAGAACGGCCCAACUCUUCACCUUGUCAAAUUCUUCCUAUCUCCUAUUUCUUUAACGUGUUUAGGGGCAUAAUUGAGUCCUACAGCAGUGGAAGGGGUCAGAGGGUAGUUCUCUGCUGAUGGACUCGAGGGUUCUUCCAUCAAGUGUUCCUACAGAUGCCCCUGAUGAAGUUAGCGAGAGAUUGUUGCCUAAAGAAUUAAGCGAUCCAAUCCUAGAAGGAGAAAAAAAUCAUUUGUUAAGCCCUGAACAGAAUGGAGUUUUGGGUCGAGUUUCAAGUGCAUUAGGUAGUGGAAAAAGAGAAAUGUUUAGCAGAUCGUUUCAUGGAUCAAGACCUUGUUGUGGUGAUGAUUCUGACUUAGAAGAUGGUGAUUUGCCAAAAAGAAGAGAGAAGGUUCUGCACUGCUGCAGGCCUGUAAAGAUUCCCAACCAAGCUCUUCUGUCUGGCUUUGCAUAUUGCCUGUCAUCAUGCAGCAUGAUACUCAUUAACAAAUAUGUGCUGUCAGGAUUCGAUUUUAAUGCUGGGAUAUCAUUGAUGCUUUACCAGAACUUUGUAUCCGUGGUCAUAGUUACUUUUUUGAGCAAACUUGGCCUGGUCUCAACAGAACCACUCACAUGGAGAUUAAUUCGGAUCUGGUUUCCUGUGAAUGCCAUAUUUGUUGGAAUGCUUGUUACAAGCAUUUUUAGUUUGAAGUUCAUCAAUGUUGCCAUGGUAACCGUUCUUAAGAAUAUUGCGAAUGUCAUGACAGCUAUUGGCGAAACAUACCUUUUCAAAAAGCACCAUGGAGUCAAAGUCUGGACUGCACUACUCUUAAUGAUAAUCUCAGCUAUUUCUGGAGGAGCAACAGAUCUAUCUUUUCAUGCUGUUGGCUACUCAUGGCAAAUUUUGAAUUGUUUUCUGACGGCAUCAUACUCGUUGACUUUGCGCAGAGUAAUGGAUAUCGCUAAACACGCCACAAAGUCUGGGAACUUGAACGAGUUCUCGAUGGUUUUGCUCAACAAUGUAUUGUCCUUACCUUUGGGGAUCUUGCUUACAGUUUCUUUCAAAGAAUUGGACUAUCUGGCUAAAACGCCUCUUUUGAAGAUGCCAAUAUUCUGGUUAGUGAUUACUUUGAGUGGGCUUCUUGGUCUUGCUAUUAGCUUCACGUCAAUGUGGUUUCUUCACCAGACAAGCGCAACUACUUACAGCCUUGUGGGAUCGCUGAACAAGAUUCCUCUCUCAGUGGCCGGAAUACUUCUUUUCAAAGUACCAACAAGCUUGGAGAAUCUAUUGAGCAUUCUUUUUGGUCUUUUAGCUGGCGUAUUUUUGGCUAAGGCUAAAAUGAAAUGAUAGUAGACUGAAAGAAGAGGUAGAGUCAUACGGGCAGUUUAUAACCACCAGGAAGCUUUAAAAAGGCCAUUUCAUUUCUAAUUUUAGACUUUUAUUUACAGAAUUUGUAUUUGAUUGCAUUUAUUUUAUUUUAUUUUUGAUAAAGGAGAUUAAGAAAUUGUUGGGUUGUUAUUUGUGGCAUUUGGUUACAAAGGUGCUACUACAUACCUAAAUAUAAAGGUGUUAUAUGUAAAGGACAUAAGAAAUGAGUGCAUGGAUGCAAAUAUACAUGUGAAAUAAUAUAUAUAUUGGAAUUUAACUAAAAAAAAUAAC